This is a messenger RNA of Gadus morhua (Atlantic cod), 3243 nucleotides long. RefSeq names its product cullin 2 (gene cul2). Gene Ontology annotation, cellular component: cullin-RING ubiquitin ligase complex. The coding region runs from base 222 to 2459 and encodes 745 amino acids. The record is from RefSeq and is a predicted model, not a curated record. Gene Ontology annotation, biological process: ubiquitin-dependent protein catabolic process. Gene Ontology annotation, molecular function: ubiquitin protein ligase binding. The transcript has 21 exons. NCBI's taxonomy places the organism in Eukaryota, Metazoa, Chordata, Actinopteri, Gadiformes, Gadidae.
GUCAAAUGGUGACGCGUUGUGAGCAAGAUAACCGUAAUCAAAUGUGACGAAUUAAAGUAUGAAACUGAACCGUGAAUAAUUUAAGACGAGGGUUCGAAGGGAAGUGCAACGGUUUUAUUGGAGGGGCACGCACGUGAAGGGUUGUAUUAGUCCAAAAAUGAUCGAGCCUGUCAAAGAAUUCUGAUUGCAGUUCCGCACCGCCUACAAGGAGAAACCAUACAAUGUCCUUGAAGCCGAGGGUGGUGGAUUUUGAUGAGACAUGGAACAAACUACUGACGACAAUCAAGGCAGUCGUGAUGCUUGAUUAUGUGGAGAGGGCCACAUGGAAUGACAGGUUCUCUGAUAUAUAUGCCCUCUGUGUGGCAUAUCCAGAGCCACUUGGGGAAAGAUUGUACACAGAGACCAAGGUGUUUCUUGAGAACCAUGUCAGACAACUCUACAAGAAAGUCCUGGAUUCGGAGGAGAAGGUUUUGAUCAUGUACCACAGAUACUGGGAGGAGUACAGCAAGGGGGCUGACUACAUGGACUGCUUGUACAGGUAUCUCAACACUCAGUUCAUCAAGAAGAACAAACUGACGGAGGCAGACUUGCAGUAUGGCUACGGAGGAGCAGACAUGAAUGAGCCCCUCAUGGAGAUCGGAGAGCUGGCGCUGGACAUGUGGCGGAAACUGAUGAUCGAGCCACUGCAGGCGGUCCUUAUCCGGAUGCUUUUAAAUGAAAUCAAAAAUGACCGAUGUGGUGAGGACCCCAACCAGAAGGUGAUCCACGGGGUUAUCAACUCCUUUGUUCAUGUUGAACAAUACAAGAAGAAGUUUCCACUUAAGUUUUAUCAGGAGAUCUUUGAGGGGCCGUUCCUGACGAAAACGGGCGAGUAUUACAAACAGGAGGCAUCCAAUCUACUGCAGGAGUCCAACUGCUCACAGUAUAUGGAAAAGGUCUUGGGACGGUUGAAAGACGAGGAGGUGCGGUGUCGGAAGUACCUCCACCCCAGCUCCUAUGCCAAAGUCCUCCACGAGUGCCAGCAGAGGAUGGUGGCCGACCACCUGCAGUUCCUGCACGGCGAGUGUCAGAACAUCAUCCGGCAGGAGAGGAGAGAAGACAUGGCCAACAAGUACACCCUGUUGCGGGCCGUCGCCAACGGUUUACCUCACAUGAUCCAGGAACUACAGGUCCACAUCCACAACGAGGGCCUCCGGGCAACCAGUAACCUCUCUCAGGAAAAUAUGCCCACCCAGUUUGUGGAGUCCGUUCUGGAGGUUCACAGUAAAUUUGUCCAGCUCAUUAACACAGUUCUGAAUGGAGACCAGCAUUUCAUGAGCGCUCUCGAUAAGGCUCUGACGUCCGUAGUCAACUACAGAGAGCCCAAGUCCAUCUGCAAAGCUCCUGAACUGCUGGCCAAAUACUGUGACAAUCUGCUGAAGAAAUCUGCAAAGGGUAUGACCGAGAACGAGGUGGAAGACAAGCUGACCAGCUUCAUCACGGUCUUCAAGUACAUAGAUGACAAGGAUGUCUUUCAGAAGUUUUACGCCAGAAUGCUAGCGAAACGGUUAAUUCACGGCCUGUCGUUGUCGAUGGAUUCGGAAGAGGCCAUGAUCAACAAACUAAAGCAAGCAUGUGGCUACGAGUUCACCAGCAAACUGCACCGAAUGUACACGGACAUGAGCGUCAGCGCCGACCUCAACAACAAGUUCAACAACUUCAUCAAGACCCAGGAGACGGUGGUGGACCUCGGCAUCAGCUUCCAGAUCUACGUAUUACAGGCGGGUGCCUGGCCCCUAACACAUAUCCCCUCCUCCACCUUCGCCAUCCCCCAAGAGCUAGAGAAGAGUGUACAGAUGUUUGAGUUGUUCUAUAAUCAGCACUUCAGCGGGAGGAAGUUGACCUGGUUGCACUAUCUUUGCACAGGCGAGGUGAAGAUGAACUACCUGUCCAAGCCCUACGUGGCCAUGGUGACGACCUACCAGAUGGCCGUGCUGCUGGCCUUCAACAGCAGCCUGACGGUGGGCUACAAGGAGCUGCAGGACGGCACCAAGAUGAACGAGAAGGAGCUCCAGAAGACCAUCAAGUCCCUGCUGGAUGUCAAGAUGCUCACCCACGACUCUGAGAAGGAGGACAUCGAACCCGAGUCCACGUUUUCACUAAAUAUGAGCUUCACGAGUAAAAGGACAAAAUUCAAGAUCACGACGUCGAUGCAGAAGGACACACCGCAGGAGAUGGAGCAGACGCGGAGUGCUGUGGACGAGGACCGCAAGAUGUACCUCCAAGCCGCCAUUGUGAGAAUCAUGAAGGCCCGCAAAGUGCUCCGGCACAACGCCCUCAUCCAGGAGGUCAUCAACCAGUCCAAAGCCCGGUUCAACCCCAGCAUCAGCAUGAUCAAGAAGUGCAUCGAGGUGCUCAUCGACAAGCAGUACAUCGAGAGGAGUCAGACGUCGGCGGAUGAGUACAGCUACGUGGCGUAGACUGAAACAGACAGAAAACGACACCGCGCAGAACAGAUGCCUGGUCGGGGAAGCACCCCCCCUACCAGACCGUCCAUCCAAGCUGACGGCGGACGCAAGGUUCAAAUAAUCCUCUAGGAACACAGAAAACACAAAAAGACAUCCUCAUCAUCAUCUGCAUCAUCGCCAUCAUCCUCAUCCAAUGGAUUUUGACUCUGGCUGUCCACGGAGGGGACCAAAGCAGGACUGGAGCCUCCGUCACUGGCUUGGCCGGUUGUGGGGGAAAGAGCAAGAGAGAGAGAGAGGGUGGGUCUCAGUGAUUCACGUUAGGCAGCAAACAGACACAAGCCCAACCGCCUCCAUCGAUAAUUUAGCGCCAUGGCCCCUCCACCCACAGUCUGUUUUUAUGCUGUUUACAACAUCACCAGUGCCACGCAAACCGUGCGUCAGUGACGAAAAAAAGUAAUGCCUAACAGCUUCUUGUGCAAAGGAGCUGAUUAAACACAUUAGAUUGACCUAACCAGGAUACGAAUAACUAAAUGAAAGAAACCGAUCUGGAGAGGAAUGGGAAAAGAGUGAGCUGUGUGGUGACUAGACACAUAAAACGUCUUUUUUUUCUCCUCCGUUUUGCAGUUGUUGUGUGUUUCCUUUUUUUAAUGUACCAGACAUAGAAAAAAUAUUGUAAUAAAACUGGUAUACUGACUAUUGUAUCUUCUUUAAAAUGUAAAGGAAAAAAUGAGGUGACAAACGAGAUUAUGCUGCUUGUCAAAUAAAUAAAUAAACAACACAGGGUUUUUUAUGUAAA